Drosophila obscura is the source of this 1498-nucleotide messenger RNA. Its product is annotated as transmembrane protein 223. Gene Ontology annotation, biological process: nervous system development. The transcript is spliced from 2 exons. Bases 734 to 1429 code for a protein of 231 amino acids. The record is from RefSeq and is a predicted model, not a curated record. Lineage: Eukaryota; Metazoa; Arthropoda; Insecta; Diptera; Drosophilidae. Gene Ontology annotation, cellular component: mitochondrion.
UAAUACACUACCUUAUUCAACUUAAAAAUACAAUAGUUUCAAAGAAAAUGUGCACUUACCCUCUUAAGACCCGAUAAACGUGUUUACUAACUGGCUUCAAAAUUUUUAGCAGGCAAACUAUACCAUGACCCAAGCUGAGAACGAUUGAUAGCCAAUAGUUUAAACCCUUUUGACAGUUUUUUUAAACAGAUUUGUUUACAAAUCCGUAAGGAAAAUCCGCGUCCGAUGCCGCUUCUGGAUGAAACAGUGACUAAAAUAAGAGCAGCAACAACAAAAGUGUAAAAAAAGAACCAGUUCUACCACUUAGACCAAAAGUACUGGAACCAAAUCACAAACAAAACAUCUGUUCGCUUCCAAGGGUGGGGAGUGCCACCAGACGGAACCAUUUUUAAUGAACGAAGCCAGAGGAAGAUGCCAGGAAAACAAUUUUGAUCAUAUAAGUGAGCCAACAAAAAUUAUAGGAUGACAGUGCUUAAUUUUUCUUUGGCCCUGUGAAUGUUGGCACUCGAAUUACAAAUUCUACAUGUAUAAAAUAAUACUGAACUUAAUCAGUAUCUAAAAUUGUAAGUUCACUUGGUGAUUUAGAUCCGUAUUGUAGCCACAAAACUUUGCUGCCAUCCCUGAAGCGGUGGUGUGAAACCAGUUCCGAUUCAUGAAAACAUAAACAUCUGUAGAUUGUAGGUUAUUUUGAUUUAUAAUAAAUGCAGAUAAAUUCACAGAAAUAUCAAUUAAAAUGAGUAAUCUCAUAAACUUCGCCCUAAGAAAGGGUGCAAGUUUGUUGACAAGACGCAGCCUGCAAUGUUUUCGACUAACAGUUCCGGUUGUGGUUAACAAAACGCCGGUGGCUGGCGCAAUAAAAAGGUAUUCCUCUGGAGCUGCGCCUUUUGAUGUGAGCACAAGCGUGCCAAAGGAUUUAAUCCUCUUUAAAUAUGAGAAUCCAAGGUUCUACAAGAUGCUCAACUUUUUCGGAAUAUGCCAAUUUGUGUUCUGGACAUAUCUUUCCCACUUUGCCUUUACAACGCUAAAGGAUGCGCCCGUGGUGGAGAAUCCAGGGGAGGAGCUGAAGUGGUUUCAGCGCAUAAAUCUGGGCGAAAAUAAGUACAGGAAUGCCAUCACUGGUUGCUGCUUUUUGAUUGGCUACGGAAUUCUGUUUGCUGUUUGGAUGUUUACGCUUCGCUCCGUGCGUUUCCUCAUCCUACGCAAGGGCGGUCAGAGUGUCUCCUUUGUUACCUAUGGACCUUUUAACCGCAAUCGUAUCAUGACUGUCCCACUUAAAUGCAUCUCAGCGCAAGAGUCUCGUGCAAUGGCCAGAGUGCAACUACCAAUCAAGGUGAAGGAAAGGACACUCUACUACGUGCUGGAUAUGCGUGGAGAAUUUCGUAAUCCCCAACUGUUUGACUACACGGCGGGAUUAAAGCGACGCAUUUGAAAGUAAUUUGUUUAGUUCAUUGAAAAUGUUGCAACUUAUUUGUAAAUACACAUGUACCCUAAUUAAACG